AAACAUUCCUUUUGCACCCUUUCCAAAGCUCCAUGCCCUUCCCGUAAUGAGGUGACCAGACCUAUGAUACAAUACAAUAUCACUUUAUUUAUCCCAGAGAGAAAUUGGCCUGCCACCAGUCAAAAGAUGUAGUUAUAAGGCAUUGAAAAUGUUGUGUGCAUUAUAAUAACAAUGACUUUUAAGUGACCAGUUAUUGCACAGCACAUAAGUAACAUUACACAAACAUGAAGUUAAACUAUUGAGUCAAAAGGACCAGGAUGAGGGAUGUGCAAAGAUGUUGGGGGUGGAGUCAGUCUCAGUUACCCCACGACACAAGAGAAAGAAGUUGUACAGUUUGAUAACCACAGGGACGAAGGAUCUCCUGUGGCAUUCUGUGCUGCAUUUUGGAACCAGUCAGUUGCUGAAGGUGCUCUUCACGUAGACCAGUGUGUUAUGGAGAGGGUGAGCUGUAUUGUCCAAGAUGCUCUGCAGUUUGAGGAGCAUCCUCCCUUCUGAGACCACCUCCCAUGAAUCCAACUCAGCCCCCAGGACAGAGCCAGCCUUCCUGGUGAGCUUGUUGAUUCUGUUGGUGUCCGCUGACUUCGCCCAUGGCAGCAUAGAAUAUGGCGCUGGCCAAUUGAUAAAACAUCUGCAGCAUCUCACUGUAGACGUUGGAAGAGCGGAACCUCCUCAAAAAGUACAGACGGCUCUGCCCCAGCUUGUACCGUGCCUUGGCAUUCCUGGACCGGACCAGUUUACUGUCAAUAUACUCCUGGGUAAACUGCACAUCCACACCCUUGAUGGAGACAGGGAACAGGCAUGGUCCUCUCCUCCUAAAGUCCACCACUAAUUCCUUAGUCUGUUCAGUGUUGAGCUGCAAGUGGUUCAGCCCACACCACUGUAUACAAUGCACCAAAUGCUGCCUAAUGAAUGAAUGAAUACGUUUAUUGGCCAAGUAUUCACAUACAAUGAAUUUGCCUUGGUGCUCUGCCCGCAAGUGACAACAUAACAUACAGUGAUAGUUAGGAAUGACACAUGAAACAUUAAACAACAAUCUAAGAUCUGAAAAGACUAGGCUUGUAUUCACUAGAGUUUAGAAGGAUGAGGGGGAAUCUUAUAGAAACAUAUAAAAUUAUAAAAGGACUGGACAAGGUAGAGGCAGGAAAAGUGCUGUUAGGGGUCUUGCCAUUAAUUGAAUAUUUUCCCUUAGCAUUCAACCUCCUAUAGUGCCACACCUCACACCUGCUCAGAUUAAACCAUCUGCCAUUUCUCUUCCCACUUCUGUAGCUCAUCUAUAUUGCACUAUAUACUUUGACAGCACAUUCCGUGUGGUUCUCGGAGGUUGCAGGUAGGGAGACUGACAAAAACCUCCGGGAACCGCACGGAAACCUUGGGUGGGGCGCAAAGUCUCCAGAGGUUUCCGUUCAAGUUUCCUAAGUGGGACAGGGGCAUUACUAACCAACUCACCUACGUUUAUAACCAAGUCAGUUAUAUAUUUCACAAACAGCAGCACAAAUCCGGGUGGAACUCCACUGGUCACUAAUGUCCAACUUGAAUAUUGUCCUUCUACCACAACCCUCCGUAUUCUUUCAGUAAACCACUUCUGAAACCAUAUGACCAUGUCACUGUUAAUCGUUAGGGCCCCCUCAUAGAUCCCUGCAGAACUCCACUGGUCACAACCACCAGCCUGAAUAUUAUCUGUCCACCACAACCCUACAGUACGAUUGUUACACCUAAGGUACUGGAAGAGAGAAGGUGGGUGACAGUGAGAAAGGGAGGGAAGCAUGGAAUGCCAACGUCCCCGGGUGUUGUACCUCUUGUGAACAGGUUCACCCACUUAUAAGCUGUUGGGACAGAAGACGUGUUUACACUGAGCGGCGGACUGGCUUGCGAUGCGAAAUGGGCUGUCGAGCCAAAACCAAAAAGGCCUAAGGCAGGCAACGCCAUUGUAGUGGGAGACUCCAUUGUGAGAGGUACGGACAGGGGUUUCUGUGGCAACAGACAGGAUGCGAAGAUGGUGUGCUGCCUUCCUGGUGCCAGGAUCCAGCAUGUCACGGAAAGAGUGCAGAAAAUCCUCAAGGGCGAAGGUGAAAAUCCGGAAGAGGUAGUGCAUGUCGGCACAAACGAUGUCGGAAAGAAGGGGAUGAAUAUUCUGCAGCGUGACUUUAGAGAGCUCGGAAAAAUGCUGAAAAGCAGGACCUCCAGGGUUGUUAUCUCCGGUUUGCUUCCAGUUCCUCGUGCUGGCGAGAGCAGGAACAGGGAGAUACGGGGCCUGAACGUGUGGCUGAGGAACUGGUGCACGAGGCAGGGAUUUAGAUUCUUAGAUCACUGGGAUCUGUUUUGGGGUAAGGGGGAACUGUACAAAAGGGACGGAUUGUAUCUUAACAGGUGUGGGACCAGCAUUCUGGCAGACAGGUUUGCCACUGUUACACGGGUGGUUUUAAACUGAAUAAGGGGGGUGGGGUGUCGAAUGGGAUAGUGGAGGAUGGAGUUAAAGGGAAAGGGUUUCUUAAAUGUGUAAGCGUAGAGACAGAGGGGUGUAAAAUGAGAGUAGAAGCAAUAGGUAGCAAGGUGAAAAGUAAAAGUGUCAUGCCAGCAAAUCUAUGGCAAAAAUCAAAAAGGGACACUUUUCAGCAUAAUAGUAUAAGGGGUAAGAGUGUUGUAAAAACAAGUCUAAAGGCUUUGUGUCUCAAUGCAAGGAGCAUUUGUAAUAAGGUGGAUGAGUUGAAUGUGCAGAUAGCUAUUAAUGACUAUGAUAUAGUUGGGAUCACGGAGACAUGGCUCCAGGGUGACCAAGGCUGGGAGCUGAACAUCCAGGGAUAGACAGAAAGGGAAAGGAGGUGGGGUAGCGUUGCUGGUUAGAGAGCAGAUUAACGCAAUAGAAAGGAAGGACAUUAGCUUUGAGGAUGUGGAAUCGAUAUGGGUAGAGCUGCGAAACACUAAGGGGCAGAAAAUGCUAGUGGGAGUUGUGUACAGGCCACCUAACAGUAGUAGUGGAGUUGGGAAUGGCAUCAAACAGGAAAUUAGAAAUGCGUGCAACAAAGGUAAAACAGUUAUAAUGGGUGACUUCAAUCUACAUAUAGAUUGGGUGAAUCAAAUUGGCAAGGGUGCUGAGGAAGAGGAUUUCUUGGAAUGUAUGUGGGAUAGUUUUCUAAACCAACAUGUAGAGGAACCAAUGAGAGAGCAGGCUAUUCUAGACUGGGUAUUGAGUAAUGAGGAAGGGUUAGUUAGCAGUCUUGUUGUGCACGGCCCCUUGGGCAAGAGUGACCAUAAUAUGGUUGAGUUCUUCAUUAGGAUGGAGAGUGACAUCGUUAAUUCAGAAACAAGAGUCCUGAAAUUAAAGAAAGGUAACUUUGAGGAUAUGAGACGUGAAUUGGCCAAGAUAGACUGGCGAUUGAUUCUUAAUGGGUUGACGGUGGAUAUGCAAUGGAAGGCAUUUAAAGACUGCAUGGAUGAACUACAACAAUUGUUCAUCCCAGUUUGGCAAAAAAAUAAAUCAGGGAUGGUAGUGCAUCCGUGGAUAACAAGGGAAAUCAGGGAUAGUAUCAAAACAAAAGAUGAAGCGUACAAAUUAGCCAGAAAAAGCAGCCUACCAGAGGUCUGGGAGAAAUUCAGAGACCAGCAGAGGAGGAUAAAGGGCUUAAUUAGGAAAGGAAAAAUAGAUCAUGAAAGAAAACUGGCAGGGAACAUAAAAACUGGCUGCAAAAGUUUUUAUAGAUAUGUGAAAAGAAAGAGAUUAGUUAAAACAAAUGUAGUUCCCUUGCAGUCAGAAACGGGUGAAUUGAUCAUGGGGAACAAGGACAUGGCAGACCAAUUGAAUAACUCCUUUGGUUGUGUCUUCACUAAGGAAGACAUAAAUAAUCUGCCGGAAAUAGCAGGGGACCAGGGGUCAAAUGAAAUGGAGGAACUGAGUGAAAUCCAGGUUAGCCGGGAAGUGGUGUUAGGUAAAUUGAAUGGAUUAAAGGCCGAUAAAUCCCCAGGGCCAGAUAGUCUGCAUCCCAGAGUACUUAUGGAAGUAGCCCCAGAAAUAGUGGAUGCAUUAGUGAUAAUUUUUCAAAACUCUUUAGAUUCUGGAGUAGUUCCUGAGGAUGGAAGGGUAGCUAAUGUAACACCACUUUUUAAAAAGGGAGGGAGAGAAAACGGGGAAUUACAGACCAGUUAGUCUAACGUCGGUAGUGGGGAAACUGCUAGAAUCAGUUAUUAAAGAUGGGAUAGCAGCACAUUUGGAAAGUGGUGAAAUCAUUGGACAAAGUCAGCAUGGAUUUAUGAAGGGUAAAUCAUGUCUGACGAAUUUUUCGAGGAUGUAAUCAAGGUCCCACAUAAGAGAUUAGUAUACAAACUUAAAGCACACGGUAUUGGGGGUUCAGUAUUAAUGUGGAUAGAGAACUGGCUGGCAGACAGGAAGCAAAGAGUAGGAGUAAACGGGUCCUUUUCACAAUGCCAAGCAGUGACUAGUGGGGUACCGCAAGGCUCAGUUCUGGGACCCCAGCUAUUUACGAUAUAUAUUAAUGAUAUGGACGAGGGAAUUGAAUGCAACAUCUCCAAGUUUGCAGAUGACAUGAAGCUGGGGGGCAGUGUUAGCUGUGAGGAGGAUGCUAGGAGGCUGCAAGGUAACUUGGAUAGGCUGGGUGAGUGGGCAAAUGCAUGGCAGAUGCAGUAUAAUGUGGAUAAAUGUGAGGUUAUCCACUUUGGUGGCAAAAACAGGAAAGUAGAUUAUUAUCUGAAUGGUGGCCGAUUAGGAAAGGGGGAGAUGCAACGAGACCUGGGUGUCAUGGUACACCAGUCAUUAGAAGUAGGCAUGCAGGUGCAGCAGGCAGUGAAGAAGGCGAAUGGUAUGUUAGCAUUCAUAGCAAGAGGAUUUGAGUAUAGGAGCAGGGAGGUUCUACUGCAGUUGUACAGGGUCUUGGUGAGACCACACCUGGAGUAUUGCGUACAGUUUUGGUCUCCUAAUCUGAGGAAAGACAUACUUGCCAUAGAGGGAGUACAGAGAAGGUUCAUCAGACUGAUUCCUGGGAUGUCAGGACUUUCAUAUAACCAUAUAACAUAUAACAAUUACAGCACGGAAACAGGCCAUUUCGGCCCUACAAGUCCGUGCCGAACAACAUUUUUCCCUUAGUCCCACCUGCCUGCACUCAUACCAUAACCCUCCAUUCCGUUCUCAUCCAUAUGCCUAUCCAAUUUAUUUUUAAAUGAUACCAAUGAACCUUCCGACACCACUUCCACUGGAAGCUCAUUCCACACCACUACCACUCUCUGAGUAAAGAAGUUCCCCCUCAUGUUACCCCUAAACUUCUGUCCCUUAAUUCUGAAGUCAUGUCCUCUUGUUUGAAUCUUCCCUAUUCUCAAAGAGAAAAGCUUGUCCACAUCAACUCUGUCUAUCCCUCUCAUCAUUUUAAAGACCUCUAUCAGUCACCUGCCUCCAACCCGACAAACAGCCAUCCACCAUUACCCUCUGGCUUCUCCCAUUCAGCCACUGUUGAAUCCAUCUUGCUAUUCCGGCAUUUAUACCCAACAGUUUAACCUUCUUAACCAACCUUCC
Leucoraja erinaceus (little skate) is the source of this 5518-nucleotide messenger RNA. RefSeq lists its product as uncharacterized. NCBI's taxonomy places the organism in Eukaryota, Metazoa, Chordata, Chondrichthyes, Rajiformes, Rajidae. Gene Ontology annotation, molecular function: catalytic activity. The coding region runs from base 2933 to 4141 and encodes 402 amino acids. The transcript has 2 exons. The record is from RefSeq and is a predicted model, not a curated record.